Molecule: messenger RNA, 2088 nt
Organism: Eremothecium sinecaudum
Lineage: Eukaryota; Fungi; Ascomycota; Saccharomycetes; Saccharomycetales; Saccharomycetaceae
Gene: ATM1
Product: ATP-binding cassette Fe/S cluster precursor transporter ATM1
Exons: 1
Coding region: 1-2088 (695 amino acids)
Biological process (GO): intracellular iron ion homeostasis; transmembrane transport
Cellular component (GO): mitochondrial inner membrane
Molecular function (GO): ATP binding; ATP hydrolysis activity; ABC-type transporter activity
Source: RefSeq, a predicted model, not a curated record
AUGAAUAGGUUACUGCUGUUGGCUCCAACGAGGCCAUCGUCACGCCUACUUCUGAGCAAACGAUAUCCUGUUUCAUUAAGUAACUUGUCUACAAAACGAUCAAUCAGUUGGCAUCGGACUGUUUUAUUCCAAAAAUGUCAAAAUAUAUGGGACAAAUCUAAAACAGAGAAUAUUUCGUCUAACGGUAAGUCAAUUGUUAGCCAGGUAGAUACGCCGAAACCGCCUGUGGUUAAUCAGGCCGCUAAAAACCCGGCCCCUAAAAGUAAUUCCAAGACGCCUACAAUUUCUGAGUUAAGAAUUCUGCUGGACUUAUUCAAGUAUAUAUGGCCUAAGGGAAAUGUUAAGGUUAAAAGUCGUGUUGUGAUUGCUAUUGCGUUGCUAGUUGCAGGUAAGCUUUUGAAUAUUCAGGUGCCAUUUUUCUUUAAGAGCGUAGUUGAUUCUAUGAAUGUCGAAUGGAGUGACGCUGCGACAGCGAUUCCACUUGUUACUAUGAUCACGAUUCUCUCAUAUGGUGCUGCGAGGUUUGGAUCUGUGCUGUUUGUUGAACUGAGGAAUGCUGUGUUUUCUAAAGUUGCACAGAGUGCAAUCAGCCAGGUUUCACUACAGACAUUUCAGCAUUUGAUGAAAUUGGACCUUGGAUGGCAUUUGAGUAGACACACCGGGGAAUUAACAAGGGCGAUGGAUAGAGGUUGUAAAGGUAUAUCAUACGUUCUUGGUGCGAUGGUUUUCCAUAUAAUACCAAUAACAUUUGAGAUCUCCGUUGUGUGUGGCAUUUUAACGUACCAGUUUGGAGCAUCUUUUGCAGCAAUUACAUUUUCGACCAUGUUACUAUACUCUAUAUUUACAAUUAAGACUACAUCUUGGAGAACGCAGUUUAGAAAAGAUGCUAAUAAGGCAGAUGGAAAGGCUGCAACGGUUGUGUUGGAUUCUUUGAUUAACUUCGAAGCAGUGAAGUAUUUUAAUAACGAAGGUUACUUGGCUCAAAAGUAUCAUAAAUCUCUUCUUUCCUAUCGCGACUCUCAAAUCAAAAUUGCACAGUCUUUGGCGAUAUUGAAUUCAGGACAGAGCUUGAUUUUUACUGUCGCUUUGACGGCUAUGAUGUACAUGGCAAGUAACGGUAUCAUGCAGGGCUCACUAACGGUGGGAGAUUUGGUGCUAAUAAACCAGUUGGUUUUCCAGGUCUCAAUGCCAUUAAAUUUCCUUGGUAGCGUGUACCGUGAUCUGAAACAAUCGUUGAUAGAUAUGGAAUCGCUAUUCAAGUUGCAAACUAAUAAAGUCAAAAUACAGAAUUACGAAAGACCACUAAUGUUGCCUGAAAAUAUUCCUCAUGAAAUCAAAUUUGAAAAUGUGACGUUUGGAUAUGAUCCUCAACGCCUGAUCCUAAAAAAUGCUACCUUUACGCUCCCCGCGGGUAAGAAAACUGCUAUUGUUGGUUAUUCUGGGUCAGGCAAAUCUACCAUCUUAAAACUUGUGUUCAGAUUUUACGACCCGCAGCAGGGCAGAAUAUUGAUCGACGGUAAGGAUAUCACUACCAUCGAUCUCAAUAACUUACGGCAUAACAUUGGAGUUGUACCCCAGGAUACGCCUUUGUUUAACGAUACGAUCUUGGAAAAUAUAAGAUUCGGAAAGAUCGAUGCUACGCAAGAGGAAAUUGACAAAGCCAUAGAGAAGGCCCAGCUAUCAAGGCUAAUAGCUAACCUUCCAUCCGGAACGAACACUAUUACUGGAGAACGGGGCCUCAUGAUCAGUGGUGGAGAGAAGCAGCGGUUAGCAAUUGCUCGUGUGCUUCUAAAGGACGCUCCAAUUAUGUUCUUCGAUGAGGCUACUAGCGCACUAGAUACUUAUACCGAGCAAGCCGUACUGAAGACCAUAAAAGAAAACUUUACUGAUGGCAGUAAAACAAGCGUUUUCAUUGCUCAUCGGCUGAGAACAAUUGCUGACGCUGACAAGAUUAUUGUGCUGGAAAAAGGAGAAGUCUUGGAAGAAGGAACUCAUAUCUCUCUCUUAAGCAAACCCGAUUCAAAAUACAGUAAACUAUGGAAUAUUCAAGAGAAUGUAAACUCUAUCGAGAAGAGUGAACCAUUAUAA